This is a messenger RNA of Dimorphilus gyrociliatus, 605 nucleotides long. NCBI's taxonomy places the organism in Eukaryota, Metazoa, Annelida, Polychaeta, Dinophilidae. The record is from the annotation of a GenBank genome assembly.
AGUAAACCAUACUUCUUGUGGGGUCUCGUAAAUCGAACAUCUCUCUAUUUAAAACAAUGGAUAGCGGAAUAUCUCAACACGACGAGGAUGUUUUAAACCGAAUAUUUAAUCCUAAUCUGCCGUAUAAUAAUGAUGAAGAGGCCAAAGAAGUAAUUCAAUCAGAAAUUGAAACUGAAGAUGACCUUCGAGCAAAACCAUAUGAAGUGGAAGCGAUAAAAUUAGCUGAGAAAGGAGAAAUGGAUCAAGCUUUUGCGAAACUUAAUGAAGCUAUUAAACUUGCUCCAAAUAGAGCAUCUUGCUUCAACAAUCGGGCUCAAGUGUAUAGAUUAAUAGGAGACUUGAAUAAUGCCCUAAAGGAUCUGGACACCGCCAUAGAUCUAAGCAAAAGUAAAGGAAAGGCUGCUUGCCAAGCUUUCACUCAAAGAGCUUUAAUUCGAAAAUUGCAGGGUAAUGAUGACGGAGCGAUUUGCGACUUUAAAAGCGCUGCUGGUUUAGGAAGUGACUUUGCAAAAAGUCAGGUAAUUGCUAUGAAUCCUUAUGCUGCUCUCUGUAAUCAAAUGCUUGGAGAAAUGAUCAGUAAACUGAAAAAGGGUGAAACAGAUUAG